AGUGCUUUCGUCAGUAAUAAGAGACAAGCUGUGGUUUACUUAAGGUUUUCUCAUUAUUGCUGAAUGGCCGCAUCAAGUAGGUGGUAAAACACUGCCUCUGUUUCUAUGGUACUGUUACAUACGACCUUGAUUACUUAGUUCAUCAUCUAACAACUUAUUAAUGAGGAACAGAAGCAACUAUUGAUUAAGUUUUUAUUUUUUUAUUGGAAACAAACUACUUAUGAAAAACAAAAAAAUCCAUUCAAACUCUUUUUGUUUUCAUCAAUCUACACAUGCUUGAAAAAAAAAGUUAUUAGAACUAUUCUGAGGAGUUUAUAAUUUUCUUACAGAGAUAAUGGUGGAAAUUACAUUGACUAUUCACCUUUCGUCCGUGAUUACUGAAGCCACUUGUAGAAGAGUUGCUAAUAUUCACGUGUAUUAAAUUUUUUAGAGCACUUUAUUUUCUAUAUACAUUUAUAUAUAUUUGUAUAUAUAUAUAAAAUUAAUAAUUGAAAGAAAAAAAAAACAUUUGAAAACAAAUCAGACUUUUAAUAUUUUUUAAAAUUUCCGUUGAUCUCAUCAGGAGUAAGUGAUACUCAGCGAUUUUUGAGAAAUACUUGAUUUAUCAAGUUAUAUACUAUGAAGUAUUGACCUCUCUCAAUCAUUGUGGCUUUUUUUUUUUUUUAAAUACAUCAACCUUCCCCAAACCUUGAACUCUUCACCCAACACUUUUUACCGCGUUUCCUAGAGACCAGCCGCUUCUUAUGAUAGCCUUACAGUAUGCUUAUCUUGUUGACGGAUGACUUAUAGUACUAUAAAAUUCUCUAGAUCAUCUUCCUAUAUGAACAUCGCCGUUAGGAAAAACUAAAUGGCUCAUUUACCAUUUGGACACUAUAGAAACCCUGAUACUUUGGACAGCUCUAUGCCGUCUGUCAGUUCUAUGCCACUGAACUCUCCACCUGACAUAAAACCAGACAUAUCCUCCCUAACACCGACUAGUUCACAUGGACAUUACUUUGGAUUUGGACAUGGCAUGCCCCCUCAAAUGCCUGCAUCAGUUCCUUCGGCGAUGCCCUCUUUACCAACUUCGUUACAUUCAAAUAUGUCAUCAUUGGGCUCAAACCACAUUUCCUCACAGGGUCACAUGCAUUCGCCUCCAUUACAAUCCCCACCUUCGUCCAGCCUAGGGUCGCCACCUAUGAUGUCACUUAGUCCUGGUUCAGCCAGCUCACCACCUCAUAUGUCUGGCUCUUUCUCCAGCAAGCAUAUUUGCGCCAUAUGUGGAGACCGAGCAUCCGGUAAACACUACGGUGUUUAUAGUUGUGAAGGCUGUAAAGGGUUCUUCAAGAGAACUGUGCGGAAAGACCUUACUUAUGCUUGCCGUGAUGACAGAAACUGUAUCAUUGACAAACGGCAAAGAAAUCGAUGUCAGUAUUGUCGUUAUAUGAAAUGUUUGGCUAUGGGAAUGAAACGAGAAGGAGUAAAUUUUGAUGUGUCAAGACAGGGGAAAGAACGAGACUUUAAAGCUGUUCAAGAAGAACGUCAACGUGUGAAAGAAAAAGGAGAAGGCGAAGUAGAGAGCACCAGCAGUGCAAAUGUUGAUAUGCCUGUUGAACGAAUCUUAGAAGCUGAAUUAGCUGUAGAACCAAAGAUAGAAACAUAUAUUGACACCCAGGUCUCAGAUGGGUGUUCCACUCUAGAAAAGGCCGGCAACACUGAUGACAAGGAUCCGGUGACCAAUAUCUUUCAGGCUGCUGAGAAACAGCUUUUUACUCUGGUCGAAUGGGCCAAACGAAUUCCCCACUUUACUAAAUUGUCUCUUGAUGAUCAAGUGACAUUGUUGAGGGCAGGCUGGAAUGAGUUGCUAAUUGCUGGUUUCUCUCACCGUUCUAUACCUGUCAAAGAUGGUAUCUUGUUAGCCACUGGCAUUCAUGUUCAUCGAAGUAGUGCACACCAUGCUGGUGUAGGUACUAUUUUUGACAGAGUUCUUUCUGAACUGGUAGCCAAAAUGAGGGAAAUGAAGAUGGAUAAAUCAGAAUUAGGAUGUUUACGAGCAAUAGUGCUCUUCAACCCUGAUGCUAAAGGCCUAGUUUCAACACAAGAAGUUGAAUCUCUGAGGGAAAAGGUUUAUGCUAGUUUAGAAGAAUAUUGCAAAUGCCAAUACCCAGAAGAAACUGGCCGCUUUGCCAAACUGUUAUUGCGUUUGCCUGCACUGAGAAGCAUUGGACUAAAGUGUCUGGAGCACUUAUUUUUCUUCAAACUUAUAGGGGACACUCCAAUCGAUACAUUCUUGAUGGAAAUGUUAGAAACUCCCAGUCCUCAAACAUAGACAUUUUAUAAAGACGUAAAGUUGAGAAAUGUGAAACUUGCCCAACACCAGCCACACAUACUACUUCUGUGACCGUUAUUCCUCACUCUCCAGCACAGUUGGCUCCAUGAAAUGAAGGCAGCAGAUAACCAAAUUAUAUUGUUCUGCUACUCUAAUUUGGUCAACUGUGUUUGGGACUGGGAUAAUUUCCAUGUAAAUUCCCCCCUCCCUCCUUUCAUCCACCAGGCUGUAUCGUCUCCUAUAAUCCUGGUGCAUAUUUGAAGCUUCCUAUGAAAUUCUUUUUGUUUCCCUAUCCAUAUUGCUGAUUUUACUGCUGCUCCAGACAUAUUACUUUUAUAUCUAGCCAACCUUACCUGAAACAUUGUCUGCUCAACAUUAAGAAAGGCACUAAAUGAAAUCACAGCAACAUUCUCUUUGUUUAAUUCAAUCCAUCUCCAACUGCUUACUUUCAGAUAGCUAUUUCUACACAUUUUCAUUUGUUUAUAUCUUGGUAUAUGUGAAAGUAAUUCCAUUAUUCUUAAGUGAUUUCACUUCAUCAAAUCUCAUUUGGUUGCUUCUUUCCUCAACAGACAAUUGUUGAGAAUGCUUCUUUGCUCAUUCUUAAUGCAUGGAAAGAGUUAAAGAAGUAAUUUCAUUAUGUUGGCGUAGCUAAUUAAACUCUCUUGCAUUUUACUUUCACUGUAAUUUAUUUCUUGCCUUUUUAUCCAAGUGAUUGUCUUUACCACAUAAUUGUAACUGUGUUUAUCUGGUUGCAAUGCUGCCAGUCACUUGCACUGAACAUAAACAACUGACAAAGUAAGAAAAUACCUGAAAUCUGUUAUGCCAGAGAUUUGAUAGCAUCUCUGAAAUAAAUCUGCCAAUCCUCUACCCUUUUACACUAUCUCUCAUCUGAUACGACAGCAAUGUUGCUGAUACUUUGAUCUCAUUUAUUGCCUAAACUUUGCUUUUGGACAUCAAGUUUAGCAUCUCCAUGAGAUAUUCUAUAUUGAAACUGGCUUAUUGAUUUUAAGUGUUUUACUAAGUUAAAUGUUUUGUUUACUGUGCUUCUAAACUUAUAAUUCUGAAGUUUAGUCAUGGUCAAAGUUCUAUAUAAGAUCAGUGAAUUUGAGAAAAUAAAUUCUGGCUUCAAAAAUAACAAAACAAACUCCAGUGUGGAUACCAAGAAUAGAAUAUUAUAAACAAAGCUAAAUAAAGAUGUCUUUCUACUACUGUUAAAUUUGUUCUAUGUGCCACUUUGAAAACUAUUACCCUUCAAAUGUCUCCAUGGUGCUCUCCCCACUUUCUGCUUCAUUUUAUCACAAUUGACUUUCUGAAUUAAUUUUCACAGAAAUUGAAGUAAAUAAUUUUUACCUCCCUUGUCACAUCAGCUUGCUGCAGUAAAGUUAGGCCAGAUUUGGUAUAUGUGCAAAAGUGAUUUAAUAAAAGUUAAAUUUUCUUUUGGGUUCAGUUCAGGACUAUUUUAUAACUUUAAAUAUCCGAGCUGGAAGGGAGUGGACAAAGUUACAUCUGGCCUCCUGAAUUAAAAUUCUCUUGCCAUUCUGAACAGGUAUUAUUUUGCACCAAUCAAAAGAAAUAAUCCUUGAUCCUAAUUGUCCAGUAUUGUUAACACUUGCCCUAUAUCAGCAACAAAAUGUAUUUGUAAUAAAAGAUUAUAUAAUCAGUGUA
Octopus sinensis (East Asian common octopus) is the source of this 3973-nucleotide messenger RNA. RefSeq names its product retinoic acid receptor RXR. The record is from RefSeq and is a predicted model, not a curated record. Bases 848 to 2308 code for a protein of 486 amino acids. NCBI's taxonomy places the organism in Eukaryota, Metazoa, Mollusca, Cephalopoda, Octopoda, Octopodidae. Gene Ontology annotation, cellular component: nucleus; RNA polymerase II transcription regulator complex. The transcript is spliced from 10 exons. Gene Ontology annotation, biological process: anatomical structure development; positive regulation of transcription by RNA polymerase II; cell differentiation. Gene Ontology annotation, molecular function: nuclear steroid receptor activity; nuclear receptor activity; RNA polymerase II cis-regulatory region sequence-specific DNA binding.